AUGAAUUACAUUUUUAGUAUCCUACUAUUAACACUAUGUUUGAUUUCAAAAUGCUUAGCAGACACAGACUAUUUCGUGGGCCAACUGAUCGCUGCUUUUGAUCUUGACUCCUCCUUCAAUGUGAACAAUUUCGGAAUGCUUGAUAAUGAUCUAGAUACAAACAAGGACUCGGAAGGAUUGCAGGAAUUCACUCCCAUCAGAAAUACAAUCAAGCAAACAGAGCUUCAGCAGUAUUCGUUUAUUGUGAACACGAGUACUGGUUUGGGUGAAUACUACGAGUAUUUGAUUUUUAUUACAGGCAACAUUUGUGACCAGCCCGAUGAUCUAAGUGCAAGUGCAAACCAAAGUUUGACAUUAUACUACUCAUUCAAUGCUUCGAUGUUCGAGAACUAUGAACUAGGUACGAUGGUUCAUUUUGAGAAUGGGUAUUUCCUGGCUUUGGCUGAUGUACCUGUUUCAAGUGGAGAGGAUUCAAUCUUGUACAUUGGUGUUAGAGCUCCUGAAAGCACCAAUGUUACAGCUUCGUGGUCUUAUGAGAUUGGUGUCUCUCAAAACGAUUUGGUUUAUCAAUGGGAUAAUCGCUCAUUCGCUCAAGUGGUUGAUACCGAUGCUGAACUGGCCCUCAUAGUGACUGGUAAUUUGUCUUCGAAUGGACAACAUGCUUCAGACUAUAACGCAUCAUCGUCCAGAUUUCAGCUUUUUAUCUACUCAUAUGAAGACAUCGAUCAUUUCAAACACUUGAAUAGCUCCUGGUGCGCAGUGAGAAAUGGGCCGGCCCUUCUCAGCACUGGUAUGUUUAACAGUUCUUACACCAAUCGUGGCGGUGCGCUUCGUCAACAGUUUCUUGUCGGUGGAUUGAACGCUAGCACGAAGUAUGUUGGUUUCUUGGUGUCUGACUUCUCGGGCUCUAAAUUGGGUGGUGCCGUCUAUUCCAAGUUCGAGUUCGAGACAAUGAGCCCUACCUCGUGCAACUUGAUUUACGAUCUAGAUUUUUGUGAUGAAGUGGCUUACUCAACAAAAGCGCUCUAG
Molecule: messenger RNA, 1029 nt
Organism: Candidozyma duobushaemuli
Lineage: Eukaryota; Fungi; Ascomycota; Pichiomycetes; Serinales; Metschnikowiaceae
Gene: MID1
Product: Mid1p
Exons: 2
Coding region: 1-1029 (342 amino acids)
Biological process (GO): calcium ion import across plasma membrane
Molecular function (GO): calcium channel activity
Source: RefSeq, a predicted model, not a curated record